Molecule: messenger RNA, 426 nt
Organism: Staurois parvus
Lineage: Eukaryota; Metazoa; Chordata; Amphibia; Anura; Ranidae
Source: the annotation of a GenBank genome assembly
CAGACUGCUUCUACAAACAUUUGUGAAAGAAUGGGUCGCUCUCAGGAGCCUAAUGAUUCAAGCGUGGUACCAUAAUUUGCCACCUGUGUAAAAUCCAUCCAUGAAAUUUCCUUGAUACUAAAUACUCUACAGUCAGCUGUUAGUGGUAUUAUAACAAAGUGGAAGCAACUAGGAACUGUAGCAACUCAGUCACGAAGUGGUAGGCCACGAAAAAUGACAGAGGGGGCAGUGCAUACUGAAGCGCACAGUGUGCAGAAGAAGUCGCUGUCUGCAGAGUCAAUAGCUAAAGACCUCCAAACUUCAUGCGGCCUUCAGAUUAGCACAACAACAGUGCGUAUAGAGCUUCAUGGAAUGGGUUUCCAUGACCGAGCAGCUGCAUCCAAGCCUUACAUCACCAAGUGCAAUUCAAAGUGUCAGAUUCAGUGG